AUGAAGAACUCAAGGAGGAAGGCGAAGGCAGUGAUCGUGGGCGGCAGCAUAGCCGGGGUUUCUUGUGCACAUGCCCUGAUAGCAGCAGGGUGGGAUGUGGUGGUUCUGGAGAAGACCUCCACUCCACCGGAAGGUUGCGCCACCGGCGCAGGACUUGGGCUGGAUUCUGUAUCAGAGAAGCUCAUCCAGCCAUGGAUUACACAACCUGAACUUCUCCAGGUUUUAUCCUUGCCCAUGACAAUCGAGCAUGAACAAGCUACUGAUGCAGACAAGAAGAUUACCUGGACGCUGACAAGAGAUGAUAACUUCAAUUACAAAGCAAUGCACUGGGCAGAUCUUCACAGAAUUCUGUACCACUCUUUAUCACCAGAAGUUGUUCUUUGGGGCCAUUUGUUUGUCUCCUUCUCCAUUUCUGAUGACAAAAGAUCGGUGAAGGUGCAAGCAAAAGUUCUCCAAACUGAUGAAACCAUCGAGAUAGUCGGGGACUUGCUUGUUUCAGCAGACGGUUGCCACUCUGCAAUACGGAAAACUUUUCUUCCAGACCAUAAACUGAGAUAUUCAGGUUAUUGUGCAUGGAGAGGGGUUCUUGAUUAUUCAGAUAACCCACAGUCCGAAACUGUAGUGGCACUCAAGAAGGCAUACCCUGAUCUUGGAAAAACUAAUUAUUUCGACAUAGGUUCAGACGGGCAUGCUAUCCUCUACGAGCUAAUUAACAAAAGAAUAAACUGGAUCUGGUAUCGCAACCAAACAGAGCCAGACUUUAAGGGAAACUCUGUUACCACAAAAGUUAGCAAGGACAUGAUCGAAAAAAUGCUAACAGCAGCCGAGAAAGUGUGGAUACCUGAAUUCGUGAAAGUGAUGCGGGAGACAAAAGAGCCAUUCCUGAAUGCAAUAUAUGACAGUGAUCCAUUAGAGCAAUUGUAUUGGGACAAUGUGGUGUUGAUCGGAGAUGCAGCUCACCCUAUUAGUCCUCACGGCGGUAGGAGCACAAACAUGUCGAUACUCGACGCAGCAGUGUUGGGGAAAUGCCUGGAGAAAUGGGGUGUUGAGAAGCUGAGUUCAGCCCUGCAAGAAUAUCAGUCGAUCAGGGUGGUGGUUGCUAGAGAACAGGUCCUGUUCUCGCGGAGAAUGGGUAGGAUAAAACAGCGUUUACCUCUGCCUGACCGCGAGCUGUUUGAUCCAGUGACAGCAGACCAGAAGGAAUGUGAAGCCCUGCGCCUUAGGAACAUACCUUAUUUCUGUGAUGUUCCAUCCAUAUUGAUUUAAUAGAGAGAAAAAGCUUGAUGAACAUAACAAUGGCUAACCUGGAUGGAGACCCGCGCUGCGUGCACGCGGAGGCGAUAAAAAAU
Andrographis paniculata is the source of this 1349-nucleotide messenger RNA. RefSeq lists its product as uncharacterized. Gene Ontology annotation, molecular function: FAD binding. The coding region runs from base 1 to 1266 and encodes 421 amino acids. NCBI's taxonomy places the organism in Eukaryota, Viridiplantae, Streptophyta, Magnoliopsida, Lamiales, Acanthaceae. The transcript has 5 exons. The record is from RefSeq and is a predicted model, not a curated record.